This is a messenger RNA of Schistosoma intercalatum, 1378 nucleotides long. The record is from the annotation of a GenBank genome assembly. Lineage: Eukaryota; Metazoa; Platyhelminthes; Trematoda; Strigeidida; Schistosomatidae.
AAAUUUGAUCAUUCAUUCUGCCAUUUUUUGUAAGUGAAAUCAUUUUUAGGUGUUAUGGUCCUAGAUGUAUCGCCAACUGUUUGUUUAUGAUAUUCCAAUCGGUUGGCGGAUAUUCAAAUUUGUUUUUAAUCAUCGUCCUGAUCGGCGUCCCAACUAUUGUGUAUGUCUUGCAUCGUACAGACGGCGUACGCAAAUGGGCAAACAUUUAAAAGUGUGCAUAAAACUGAGAACUUUACUGCUGAAUACAGGAUCGAAACGGAAAUUGGAAGAGGAAGGUUCGCCAAAGUUUCUUUAGUUAGACAUUGUGAAAGUGGAGAAGUAUCUGCAGCUAAAAUAAUAAGAAGAUGGCGCUGUGGGAAAGAUACAUUGGCAAGCAUAAUGCAAGAGAUAGAUAUGGUGAAAAUUGGUCAUCAGAACCCUCAUAUUGUAAAAAUGAAGCAUUAUUAUGUUGGUGACAAAGAAGUUGUACUACUACUGGAGAAUUGUUUGCAUGGAGAUCUCUAUCAUUAUGUCCAUUACAGUGAAGAGUUGCUUCCUGAAAAUGUAGUUAUUGAAAUACUUCGGCAACUUCUCAAAGCAGUCUCUUUUAUGCAUUCGAAAUCGAUCGUUCAUUUGGAUAUCAAGCCUGAAAACAUUCUUCUCCGACUUCCUCUUCCUCAAUGUGACAUCGCGUUGUGCGAUUUCGGCCUAGCCAAGCAUUUGCGGACAAACGAAGUUAUCAGAGACCUUGCAGGUACACCAGAUUAUGCUGCUCCAGAAGUUUUGAACUAUGAUCCUAUUCAUCUCACAACAGAUAUUUGGAGUGUUGGCGUUGUUGUUUAUUACUUGUUAACUGGUGAAAGCCCGUUCUGGAACGAGAGUAAAGAACAUACGUUUCUAAACGUUUGUCAGUUAAAUAUCUCUUAUCCUGACCACUUAUUCCAAGAUAUUUCUAUGGAAGCAAUUGCUUUUAUAAAGCGUUUAAUCCAAAAGAAUCCAAGAGAUCGCCCAUCAGCUGUUGAUUGCUUUAACGAUCCAUGGCUUAGUUCUACAACGUUCACUGAUGCACUCAAUACAGAUAGCUCUGGCCAAAAUGAACUAGUUUCCGUAUCACAGGAUUUCAACAAAUUAGAUGACUAGAGUUUUGUAAAAGAAUAUUAACACUAAAUUCUCGUCAACUGUGUAUAAAUGUUACUCUAAGGAUUAUUCAUUUAUUUCCUGUCUUUUCAUAAAAGAAAUUUAGAUGUACACUACAUCCACAAAUAUUCACAAGUAUAUUGCGUAGUUUAUUUUUUAUAUUAUGUUUCGUCGUUUCUGUUCGUUUCAUUUGACUUGUACACCCUCUUGUUCAAUAAGCGGCGUUUUGUCUUCAAUUGAAAUAAAAAUUCAUGUUUAUGGA